This is a messenger RNA of Pomacea canaliculata, 1115 nucleotides long. RefSeq lists its product as uncharacterized. Bases 163 to 891 code for a protein of 242 amino acids. The transcript is spliced from 11 exons. NCBI's taxonomy places the organism in Eukaryota, Metazoa, Mollusca, Gastropoda, Architaenioglossa, Ampullariidae. The record is from RefSeq and is a predicted model, not a curated record.
AAGCCCUUUAUUUGUAGAAUAUCGCCGCCAUUUUUUUUCCUGUUACAGAGAAGUAACACUCAUGUGGCAAACAAGUUGCUAUAUGGAUUAUUACUAGAAAGAAAUUACAGACUCAACAAAAUCAGGGGUUGUCAACAGAUACAGUUAAAUCACACUACUGCAAUGGAAACAAGAGAAAGCAGUCCUAAAAUUGGUUGUACAAUAAGGAAUCAAAAGGAUCCGUAUCAGAUUCAGUGCGCUUUUUCAACGGACCCAGAAGAUAAACGAGACUUUUCUGUCUACUUUUAUUAUCCUGAUGGACGGCAAGAGCUAAUGGUUCGUUGUACACACAACGAAGGAUACGACUGCGCCGUCGCACAUGAGGGUCUCACUAUCACGGAAGAUCUCAUCAUCUCAGUGUCUGAAACGUUUUCGGAACAAAACGGAAGCUUUGUUUGUCGGAAUGGAGGCCUGCCAUUGGAUGAUUUUCCAUGUUUUUACUCAGGUAACAGUGUGAAGCCUCAGGUCAGCUAUGGCAUUGAAGAAAAUGGAUCCAACACACUUGAUAAGCCUGAAGAUUGUGGAACCAAAGAUCUUGCAGUAACUAUCGGUGCUGUUCUUGGAGUUGUAGUCCUAAUUCAGUUCCUGGUCAUUGGCUUUCUGCUGUUCAAGCAAUACACGCUUAAAAAGCGUGUCAACAAAUACAAAUCUCGAAAAGAGACUGAAUCUUUCAUCGUGCCUGAACAAAACGUGCACUGUGUGGUCCCAACUGUAUCCAUCAAGGAUUACGUUUCUGAGAACGAAAAUGAAUCUAGCGAGAAAAAACAAAUUAACGAGACGCGAUGGAGCUUUCUAAGUAAUGACGACCUGAAACCAGAUGAACCAUUGAAUGCAGUCACUUUAUGGGACUGAGUAAGAACUUGGCCCCAAGUGUUACGCAGCGUAAAGGUUUUUAGACGUGAUUAUUGCAAGAUAUUGUCAAACACCAGGCGGGUCUACCAGAGUAAAAAUUUUGAUGACUGGGAAACGAUUGGCAAACCUAUCGAGCUGUCUUCGUAGAUGUUUUCUUUAAUUAAACAAAAAAAGUCCCAUGAAAGCAGACAGUGAUGGAUCUUCUAAUCUUCUCGUUUUCAUUU